AGGGGGAGGGAGAUCAGGGAUGUGGUGUGUGAAGGGAGGAGGGGGCGGCAUUAGUUGCGAUGUGAAUGGAAUAGAAACGGCAAGCGAGAGAGAGAGAGAGGGAGAGAGAGAAGGAGAGAGAGAGCAAAUCAACCUGCUUCUUUUGACUGAAUGAUGGGAUGGGGAAAUUAAGCUCUCCAGCACAGUGACCAGUGAAGGGAUUUUGUCCAGAGAAGGGAAGAGAGGGACAGACGAACCGGGGAGGAAAAUAUCUAGGAAAAUAAUCCACUACCCAGGAGGAGAAAGGGGAGGUAGCAGAAAAUGCUACCGGCAGGAGGGGGAGGAGGAAGAAGAAAGAAAUGAACGAGAUGAAAUGACAGAGAGAGGAAGAGCGAGAGAGGGGAACAGGAUGAAAUGUGGAGGUUUGCCGGGGGAAUUUCACUCUGGAGGUUUCAGAGGACCGCCUGAAAGUUGACUCGAGGUGGUGCCCAAAAACUGGAAAUCGUCAGACAAUGGGCCAGCGAAGCUGAUACUGUGAGAAUACUAAUUCAAGAAGAACAAACUGGGAAACUGGGAGUCUGCGCCCCUCCCCUUCCCCCCCCACACCCCAUUUCCUUUAGUGAAAUUACAGCCAUCGCUCAAGGUGCCACCUAGGAUUGGCCACCGGCCAUUUCGGCUCUUCCAAAGCUCUCGUGGUCCUGUUGCGGCUGAUGCGUCGGUUGGAAACUGAGAAGGGCCGAACUGGAAAGGGAACCAUGCCGGGCUGCUGACGGGCUUCCAGGUGCCCUGGAUGGGAUCCUCGGGUUACCGGCCCCCCUGCUCUGCUGUUGCUCAGGUGCUCGUGGGCGUUGGGUUAAAAUGUGAAUGCUUAAAACUGGAAAAGCGAUGAGCUGUUCGCCCUUACCGCUCCCCUCAUAAUGACCGCGCUCCCAGAUUGCAGCCUCUCGGAACAUUAACCGCCAGCCAUCAAGCGGCGCUGAAAUAAACACACACACACAAACACACGUACACACGUAUCGGAAGGUACGGUCUGUCCUUCAUUGCUGCAGACCGUCUUCACGAGGCCUGCUCGGUUGAGCUGUUCUUUCAGAGGGAAGUUUAGGACGGUCGACGGAGACCCCACCUCAUGUUUAACGUGCGUUCGCGGUCCCCGAUCCGACCUUCCGCCCCCUGAGGCUCCCGCACGCUCCUCAUCACCGUCCUCCUUCAGUGGAGGCCUCCAGGCCGGGAGCGAGGGUAAAGGCAAGCCCAGGGGAGAGGAGGAGGAGAAGUGGGAGGGAGAGAGGAGGACGCUACAUUCCGGCAGCAGGGAAGGUAGACGGCGGCUGAGACGCCCCCCAGCCAUGCAGUCGGACGACCUGUUCAUCCGCAAAUUCCGCCGGCAGAGCCCGCGGCCCCCCCUGACGGCCGUGGCCUUCGAGCCCAAGCGGGACGGCGGCGGGCUGCGGACGCGGGUGGUGGCGGAGUGGCCCCCCCGGAAGGACGAGGAGGGCGGGGAGAGGGAGGGGCUGACGCCCAGCCGGGCGGGGCUGAGCCUGCGCUCGGCGGGCCGGGGCCACAUCAUGCAGAGGAGCAACAGCGACGUGACGCUGGGCGACCUGGACGCUUCGGGGAAGGCAGCGGGGAAGGCCGGCGGGGCGGGGGGCGACAAGGCGGGGGCGGGGGGCGCGGGGACCGCGGGGGACACGGGGCUGGUGCUGCACAGGGAGUACGGCAGCCUGUCGUCCCUGGAGAGGCAGACGCGGGUUCGAGCCCCGAGCAGCGAUGACCAGGGCGCCCUCAGCCCCUCCGCGCUCCGCUUCAAAGACCCCUUCCUCCUGCUGGGCCUGCAGACGGCCGCGCCGGAGCCCGACGGCUUCUUCCGCGCCCUGUCCGCGCCCACGGGCGACUCCCCGAAGCCCGCCAAGCCCGCCAAGCCGGAGCCGCAGGGCAAGAAGUCCAAGCCCAACCCGCCCCAGGCCCCUCCGCCCGUCCCCGCCGAGCAGCCGGUGGGCGGGUCGUGGGUGCGCAACUUCGCCCACUACGACGUGCAGAGCAUCCUCUUCGACCUGACGGAGGCCGCCUCCAACCGCGACAGCAUCGGCCGGAAGAAGAACAUCACCUCGGGGGCGUCGGCGGCCUCCCAGCUGCGGCCCCCCACCCUGUCGGCGUCCCCGUCGCCCGCGCACGGCGGGGGGGUCGGCGGCGGCGGCGCUGAGGACCCCGAGGCCCUGCGUGAGUCGCUGGCCCUGCUGGACGAGGGCGACGGCAACGACAACGACCUGCUGCUCAGCUGCCCGCACUUCCGGAACGAGGUGGGGGGCGAGGAGCGGGCGGGGCUGGGCCGGCCCCGGGGCCCCGGCGGCCUGCACCUGAGCCUGCAGAGCCCCAACGACGCCGUGUCCGUGCUGGAGGAGCCCCGGGAGAGCCAUGUCCAGCAGCAGGGCAAGAGCAACUACUUCAUCGAGCACGCAGACCUGGGCGCCCACUACUACCGCAAGUACUUCUACAUGAAAGACCACCAGAACUUCUUCGGCGUGGAUGACCGUCUGGGGCCGGUGGCCAUCAGCUUCCGCCGGGAGGAGAAGGAGGGGUCCAGCGGCGCCCAGUACAACUACAGGAUCAUCUUUCGCACGACAGAGCUGAAAACCCUGAGGGGCUCCAUCCUGGAGGAGUCCGUCCCCUCUGCGGCCCGCCACGCCACCCCCCGCGGCCUCUCCCCCAAACGCCUGCUGGAGUUCAUCAUCCCGGAGCUGAACCUGCACUGCCUCCGCCUGGCCUCCACCUCCCCCAAGGUCCGAGACACCCUGCUGAAGCUGGACGAGCAGGGGCUGAAUUUCCAGCGGAAGGUGGGAGUGAUGUACUGCCGGGCCAGUCAGAGCUCAGAGGAGGACAUGUACAACAACGAGAGCGCGGGGCCGGCCUUCGAGGAGUUCCUGGACCUGCUGGGGGAGCGGGUGCGCCUGCGCGGCUUCGAGAAGUACAGAGCGCAGCUGGACACCAAGACGGACUCCACCGGCACCCACUCCCUGUACACGCGUUACCAGGACUACGAGAUCAUGUUCCACGUGUCCACCAUGUUGCCGUAUACUUCCAACAACACACAGCAGUUGCUACGGAAGAGGCACAUCGGCAACGACAUCGUGACCAUCGUCUUCCAGGAGCCGGGGGCCUUGCCCUUCACCCCCAAAGCCAUCCGUUCCCACUUCCAGCACGUCUUCAUCGUCAUCCAGGCCCACCAGCCCUGCUCCGAGAACACCUACUACAGGGUGGCCGUGACGCGAUCCAAGGACAUCCCGCUGUUCGGGCCGCUGUUCCCCAAGGGGGCGCGCUUCCCCCGGUCCCCGGCCUUCCGGGACUUCCUGCUGGCCAAGGCGGUGAACGCCGAGAACGCGGCGGAGAAGUCGGAGAAGUUCCGCUCCAUGGCCACGCGCACGCGGCAGGAGUACCUGAAGGACCUGGCGGAGAACUACGUCACCACCACGCCCAUCGACUCCUCCACCAAGUUCCCGCUGCUCUCCCUGGGCAGCAAGCGCAAGGACAAGCUGAAGGGGGCGAAGGGGGCGGAGCUCCACAGCGCGGGGGCCCUGGUGUGGGCGGUGACGGCGGCGGGGGGGCGGGACGGCAGCGAGCGGCUGCCCUGCCUGCUGGGCGUGUCCGCCGAGUCGGUGGUGCUGAUCGAGCGGUGCACGCGCCGGGUGGUGUUCAACUGCUGCUGCCGGGACGUGAUCGGCUGGAAGGCGGUUCUGGAGGGCGGGGCCAAAGGCGGGCCUUCCCUGGACAUCUUUUACGAGCGGGGGGAGGCGGUGUCCGUCAGCGUGCCGGAGACCCAGGCGGAGGACGUCCGGGAGGUGGUGCAAAGAUUAGAGCUGGUGACGCGGGGGUGUGAGACGCGGGAGGUGACCCCGCUGCGGGACGGGGUGGGCCAGCCGGGCUUCCUGCUGAGCGAGGAGGGCUUCGUGACGGAGCUCCAGCGUUUCGGCUACGCGGAGAGCGGGGGCCUGCAGCUGGGGGCCCGGGUGGUGCUCCUCUGCGGCCAGCUCCUGGUGUCCCUCAGGCCCGAGGAGAGGACCGGCCUGCUGCGCACCGCGCCCAGGAUCCACCUGACCGUCAUCCCGCCGGACGAGAACGGGAAACCGCGCCGGAGCUUUUCAGAGCUGUACCUGAAAGCCAUUCAGGACACAGACCGCAAGUCAGGAGAAGGGCAAUCGGGGGAGGCCUGGGUGCUGGACGAACGAGAGGAAGAGGAGGAAGAGGAGAAGGAGGAGGAGGAGGAUGUAGAGGAAGAGGAGAGGCAGGAGGGUGAGGGCGAAGACGGGGAGCCCUCAGGAGAGGGCGAGGGUGGCGCGGGGGAGACCAAAUCCUCGGAGGUCACCUCAGGAGAGGGGGACCAGGGCACCCACCUUUCCCUGCCGAGCCUGCCCCUACUGAGGGCUACCUCCCUGCAGGAGAACCACCCGUCCCAGCCCCCCGAAAUCACACCCACCACACUGACGCGCAGCUACUCCCUGGAGAGGCACCCACCCCGUCAAGAUUCAAGCGAUGAGCACGCGUACGACAACGUGAGGGAGUCGGCCGACGGGAACGUCUACGAGAACACGGGGGCGCUGCGAGACGCCACGCCCGACCUCAUCCUGGCCGUCAAACCCAAAGUCCCCCUGGACGAGGACGAGCUGCAGAAGCAGUUUGUGGGGAUGGAGCUAAUGAAAGACCAACCCGCUGCCCCUCCCUCCUGUUCGGACGGUGGGGACCGCAGCUCCCGGGCCUUGAGUCUGCACAACUCCAUCACCAAAAUCUUGUCAGAAACCACCGAUUCCUCGGAGGAAGAGUGGCAGUCCAUUGCCGAUCUGGCAACCGCCUGUCGCAGUAUAUUGGAAGCUCUGUCUCAAGAAGAUCAGAAAGCAGGAGAUGAAAGCCAAGCUUCCGCAGACGGCAUGGACGUGUCAGGACAGACAGACGCCAAGCUGAGUGACUCUCCGGGCCACUUGGAGGAGAAGGUAUCGCAGCUGGAAACCAUGCUGAAAAGGCUGCAGGACGACCUGCAAAAGCCACAAAGAAGAACAGGACAUCUGCUGGGCAUCGCACGAGGCAGAUCAAAGGUCUGUUCUUAGGGCCCAGUCUGCCUCUCUCCUCCAGCAAACACAUUGAUCUUUGGGAAUAUGCCACUCUGAAACCUGCCCUCCUCCAGGUCUACUAUAGGCCAUUACAGAGAAUAUUGGGAUGAUUAUUUUUCUGGACCCCAGAUGUGUUGCAUAUGUUAAAUGUGGCAGUGCCGGGUCUAGCUCUGCUUACAUAUUUGCAUCGUAUUUCUUGUUACUUUUCACAGCAUUGUGUAAAGCACCAUUGUGCGAUGUGAAAAGUAAGAAGUAGUGCAGUGGUGCACAGAGAUCACAGUGAAUCUGCAUUUUGCCAUUUCAUCACUGUCCUACGAUAUGAUUUUAGCAGGGGGGGGGGCUCAGCCAUGGCCCCAUACUCUUACCCUCACAGUCCAAUAGCCUUAGCCCACCAGUCACAUGGUACCUUCACCCCCCCAACAGAGGAACCACCCUACCCACAAAUCCACUAUCCCCCCACCUACAUGACCAUGACCAGUCAGUGAGAAUAGACAUCAUUUGAGCAUUGCUGGGCACUUUGACCCGGCAAUGAAGUGCCAAGAGGAUGAAUCCAGGUGCUCAUUAUCAUAUCAAACGGCAUUGGGUCUUUGGCGCAGGUCAUGUGGUUACCCCGGGUGACGCCCCCCCCCCCCCCCGACCGACAUGAGCUCAUUGGUGCGCCGUUCAAAAAUGGAAAACACACAAACCAGCAUCGAUUCGCUGGUCGUGAAGCCUGUAUCAAGCCUUAGUCACUCUUCUUCUUUGCAUAUUUACUAUUGUAAUGUUCCUUCAUGAACACGGUAUUAUCAUCAAUCUGAGACCAGGCGGGCCAGCUGCCGUUCCGGUGCAGCUGCGCCGACUUUCUAAACUGCUGAGGCGGUGAACCUCCAGCGUUAAAUGAAAAAUUGAGCGUGCAAUAACUGAGUGUGCAAAACGUGUCGCUUCAUUUCACUUGCAUAAUCCUCCCUCCUGCAUGUGCCGUGAGAGUGAGCACGGUUUGCUGGGUAAUAUCCAACAGCGGUCUAAGGAAAGACAGACGGACAUUCAGAAAUGUGUUCUUCUGCACGACUGCUGCUGCCGCAUUCAGUCUUUAAUGUUGAGGUAACGUUCAGUCUUUAAUGUUGAGGUAACGUUCAGUCUUUAAUGUUAAGUAGCCCUUUGCCAUUUAAUAAUGAAAUGGACCACAGUUGCUCCCAACCCAUAGUCUGUAAUAUUUUUGCAAAUAUCAAGGGAUUGCUCCUUUUGCUGUCAGUGCAAAUCGAUUUUAAUAAGCAAUUUAAAACCUGUGACUCACUGGGCUUAUCUGAAGCUUUGCUUGAAGGUCAGUUUCUGUUUCUGUUCUCUUUAUUGUUCAUAAUGAUUAGUGGGAGAUGCAAACCGUUGCAGAUUAUAUACAUAUUUGUGUAAUUAUAUACAUAUUUUAUUAUGAUUGAAAGUAUAAACUAUAUUAUGAUUAUGA
Anguilla anguilla (European eel) is the source of this 6510-nucleotide messenger RNA. Its product is annotated as signal-induced proliferation-associated 1-like protein 2. The transcript is spliced from 17 exons. Gene Ontology annotation, cellular component: Golgi apparatus; plasma membrane; cytoplasm. Bases 1323 to 5069 code for a protein of 1248 amino acids. The record is from RefSeq and is a predicted model, not a curated record. NCBI's taxonomy places the organism in Eukaryota, Metazoa, Chordata, Actinopteri, Anguilliformes, Anguillidae. Gene Ontology annotation, molecular function: protein binding; GTPase activator activity. Gene Ontology annotation, biological process: establishment of epithelial cell polarity; activation of GTPase activity; regulation of small GTPase mediated signal transduction.